CAACCCCCCAACACCAACACAACUCUGGCGGCAACACCGCCAGCAACGAAGGAUGGGAUGUUGUGGCAGCCGCCUCGUGAAUGACCCUGACGAAUUCGAUGACGUCGGUGAUAUCCCUCACGUACACGCCGAGGACGCGGAUGUGGCGGUCAAACUGUCCAUUGACGUGGACCAAUCGACGAAGGCCGUGUCGAUUGUGGGCGCGUCUAGCGACUUUCACCUGAAAUACACAUUGGGCGACGUGAUUGGAAAAGGCGGCUUCUCCGUCGUCCACAAGGCUGUGCUCAAGGCCAGCGGUGUCGAGUACGCCGUGAAAUGCAUCCAGCGAGAUAAGCUCGACGGCGACGACCUGGCGCGCAUGGCUGCCGAGGUCAACGCCCUGGCACAGCUCAAGCACCCAAACAUCCUGCACCUGUUCGAUUUCUUUGCAGAGGAGCAUUUUUACUAUAUUGUGACCGAGUACUUGCAGGGCGGCGAAUUGUUCCAGCGGUUGAUUGAAAAGACGUACUACACGCAACAAGACGCCAAGAACGUCGUGCGCACCCUGCUUGAAACCAUCCAGUACUGCCACACCAAGGGUAUCGCCCACCGCGACUUAAAGCCUGAAAACAUCCUCCUCACGAGCAUGUACGACGACGCGUCGGUGAAACUGGCCGACUUUGGGCUCGCGACGCUGCAUCACAACAGGAGCAGUAUGGUCACGCGGUGCGGUAGUCCACUGUACCUUGCCCCAGAGAUCCUGCAUCUCGACACCCCGUACGGAAAAGAGUGCGACAUCUGGAGCAUCGGAGUGAUCACGUACAUGUUGCUGUCGGGAUGCCCGCCAUUCUACGACGAAAACGUCGGUCAGUUGUACAGCAAGAUCAAGUGUGGACAGUUCGAAUUUGAGCCGGCCUACUACUGGAGCCACGUGUCCCACGAUGCCAAACACUUGAUCUCGUGCAUGCUGCAGGUCCAUCCGUCCGAUCGGGGCACCGCAGAGCAACUGCUCGCGCAUGCAUGGUUCCAACGCGAUACUCCACAGGACGCCGACGAAGCUGGAGAUGGCAGCAGCACCGCGACGCUGUCGCAUGCAUUAAACAACUUGCGAACGUUUCACGCUCGAAGCACGUUGAAGCGCGCGAUCAACACGGUCCAACUUGCCAUAGCGAUGCAAUCCACUAAGUCGAACAGCUCCACGGACUCUGACCACCCAGAUAGAGAGUGGCCACAUGGGGGGGACAAGACAACAGAGGACGACGACGAUGAGGCUCAUGAUGAAGGCGACUCGGCGUCCCCCACGGCGUCCGUGUCGUCCAGUGCGUUCGAGUCAUAUCACUUUACCAGACAAGGCAUCGACCCUCGGGCGUUUGGAGCGUGGUCGUCCGAGCUCACGUCAGUGAGCACCACCACAACCAACGACGACGACUGGCUAUAGUAAUAAUGGCUUGCUAAAACGAUCUAUAAAAGGUACAUACUAUUUCGAAGUAGCA
This is a messenger RNA of Aphanomyces astaci, 1472 nucleotides long. RefSeq names its product CAMK protein kinase. Gene Ontology annotation, molecular function: ATP binding; protein kinase activity. NCBI's taxonomy places the organism in Eukaryota, Oomycota, Saprolegniomycetes, Saprolegniales, Verrucalvaceae. The record is from RefSeq and is a predicted model, not a curated record. Bases 53 to 1417 code for a protein of 454 amino acids. The transcript has 8 exons. Gene Ontology annotation, biological process: protein phosphorylation.